ACGCAUGUGCUUCGGUCGUAUGUAAGAAUGCUGGCACUUGUCAUGUCACCGGUGGCGCCGCAUCUUGUCAAUGCCCGAAUCCGUAUACAGACCCGUCCUGUUCAACAGAUGCAUGCACAAGUCUCGUCUGCAGCAACGAAGGAGUAUGCGUGGCCAAAUCGGGAGUCGGGGUCUGCGAAUGCCCAUCACCCUACGGAGAUGCUACCUGCUCAAAAGGCGAGUCCGUUUUGCCAGUGUGUUACAUCACUUCAAUCUGGAACCCAGCAUCCAGUGGAGUAUGUUUCCACCACAAACCUGAUUGCUCAGCCCUUUGCACUCGAGUUGCCCUACAUGGUGUUUGAAGACACCCACAUUAGGGAGCACUGGAGACCAGCUUCUGGUCUGCCAAGUGCCUAUAUAGACUCGGAUCAUCAAGGCCUAAUGACACAAGAGAAAGUUCUGACCGAGAGUGCGUAA
This is a messenger RNA of Protopolystoma xenopodis, 456 nucleotides long. NCBI's taxonomy places the organism in Eukaryota, Metazoa, Platyhelminthes, Monogenea, Polystomatidea, Polystomatidae. The record is from the annotation of a GenBank genome assembly.